AUGGUUGCCAAGAUCGCCGUCGUCGUCUGGUCGCUCUACGGCCACGUCGCCAAGCUGACCGAGUCGGUCGUCGAGGGCCUCAAGAGCACCGGCGCCCAGGUCGACGUCUACCAGUUCUCCGAGACGCUCACCGACGAGAUCCUCACCAAGAUGCACGGCCAGAAGCAGAUCAUCAGCCACUACCCCGUCAUCACCCCAGCCAAGCUCGUCGAGUACGACGGCAUCAUGUUCGGCUUCCCCACCCGCUACGGCCGCGCCCCCUCGCAGGUCUCGGCCUUCUUUGACGCUACCGGCAGCCUCUGGGCCAAGGGCGAGCUGAUUGGCAAGUUCGGCGCCACCUUCACUUGCACUGCCUCGCAGCACGGCGGCAACGAGACCACCCACCUCACCACCCUCCCCUUCUUUGUCCACCACGGCAUCAACUACGUCCCCCUCGGCUACCGCGCCUUUGCCCUUCAGAGCGGCCUCGACGAGGUCCACGGCGCCUCGGCCUACGGCGCCGGCAGCAUCGCCGCCGGCGACGGCUCCCGCCAGGUCUCGGCCAACGAGCUCGCCAUCGCCAAGACCCAGGGCGAGAGCUUCGCGCAGGUCGUCAACACCUACGUCAAGGGCAAGUCGGCCUAA
Messenger RNA from Pseudozyma flocculosa PF-1, 624 nucleotides. RefSeq lists its product as uncharacterized. The record is from RefSeq and is a predicted model, not a curated record. Lineage: Eukaryota; Fungi; Basidiomycota; Ustilaginomycetes; Ustilaginales; Ustilaginaceae. Gene Ontology annotation, molecular function: FMN binding; NAD(P)H dehydrogenase (quinone) activity. Bases 1 to 624 code for a protein of 207 amino acids. The transcript has 3 exons.